AUAGGGGUGCCCAUGGGGGGGGUCCGGGGCCGCCGGGGGCCCCCCCCCUUGGUCCUGGCCCUGUUGGUGCUGCUGGGGGGGGGCCCCAUAGGGCAGACCCAUUGCGGCUGCCCGGGGGGGUGCGACUGCGACCCAGAGAGCGCCCUCUGCAGGGGGGGGGCGGGAUUGCCCCGGGGGCUGCCCCCCCGCCUGGCCACGCUGUCCCUGGUUCGCCGCCACAUCGAGGUGCUGGGGGAAGGCAGCUUCCGGGACACCCCGGCCCUACAGCUGCUGUUGAUCACUGCCGGGCACUUGGGGACCAUUGGGGACGGGGCCUUCUCUGGCCUGGUGCUGCUGGAGUACCUGUUCAUUGAGGACAACGAUGUGGGCUCCAUCGCCCCAACAGCGCUGAGGGGGCUCCGGGGGCUGCUCUACCUGAGUUUGGCCAACAACCGCUUGGAGACGCUGCCCAAGGGCCUCUUCCAAGGCCUGGAGACGCUGACCCAGCUGGACCUCCGGGGGAACCCGUUCCAAUGCAACUGCCGCCUGCGCUGGGUCGUGUCCUGGUUGGGCAGCGUCACGAUCCCCACGGAGCCGGGGCGGUGCCAUGGCCCCCCCCAGCACCAGGGAACCCCAUUGGAGCAGCUCCAGCCCCGCGACUUCCAGUGCCUCAGCUCAGAGCUUCGCCCCUUCCAGUCCCUGCCCUUCUCCUCGCUGGCGGCCGAGCCCUUUGCUAUGGGGGGACACCCAGGGUUGGCCUUGGCCCAGCCCUUCAAUGGGGCUUGUGCCCUACUGGAAUGGGACCAGUUGGCGGGGCGCUUCCGGGCCCCCACCAUCAUCAAUGGCACUGCCCCCGUCGCCUGCCACCCUCUGCCCCUCGGGGGGUCCCUGGUGUUGGUCAUGGCCCAGCUCAGCGGCGGCUCCUCCGUGUGGCGCCGCUCCGGGGGCCCCGGCUCCCGCUUCGUGCGGCUCCAGGCGCUGGGGGGCGGCCGCUUGCGCCGGCCCCACGCCGUGGCCAGCGCCCGCCUCGGCGGCCACUGGUACCUGGGGGUGGCCGAUAGCUCCAAGGGGGGCACCAGCACCCUCUUCCGAUGGGGGGGCCGAGGCUUCUACCCCCACCAGGCCCUUCGGCCCUGGCACCGCGACACCCACCUGGAGUUCCUGGAGCUGGGGGGCAGCCCGGCACUGGUGCUCUGCAGCGGCACCCGCAGGCCCCUGGUCUAUCGGUGGAGCGGGGGGGCCUUCGCGCCCCACACCGACAUCCCCCACGUGCCCGACGUCUACGCCGCCAAGCACUUCCGGCUGCGGGGCCACGUCUUCCUCUGCUUGACCAGGUUCCUUGGGGACGCCAAGGUGAUGCGCUGGGAGGGCUCCAUGUUCCGGGAGGUCCAGCAGGUCCCGGCCCGUGGCUCCAUGGUCUUCCAGCCCUUGGCAGUGGGUGGCCAGCGCUACGUCCUGCUGGGCAACGACUACGCCCCGAGCCGCGUCUACCGCCUGGGGCCCGGUGGCCACCUCGAGCCCAUCCAGGAGCUCCUGGCCCCAUCUCCUCGCUCCUUCGCCCCCAUCUCCGUGGGGCACCGGCACUUCCUGGUGGUCUCCAGCUUCAAAGGGGCCACCCAGAUCUACCGGCACGUCACCAUCGACCUGGGGGCCUGAGGGCCACUGAGGACACCCCAUGGUGGUGAUGGGGGAUGAUGGACAUCAAGGCAACAGCUACGUUGGCCCCGUGUCACCAU
This is a messenger RNA of Pezoporus flaviventris, 1715 nucleotides long. RefSeq names its product leucine-rich repeat LGI family member 4-like. Gene Ontology annotation, molecular function: protein binding. Gene Ontology annotation, biological process: neuron maturation; myelination in peripheral nervous system. Lineage: Eukaryota; Metazoa; Chordata; Aves; Psittaciformes; Psittacidae. Bases 13 to 1635 code for a protein of 540 amino acids. The record is from RefSeq and is a predicted model, not a curated record. The transcript has 9 exons.